This is a messenger RNA of Candoia aspera, 1763 nucleotides long. Its product is annotated as HLA class II histocompatibility antigen, DR alpha chain-like. The record is from RefSeq and is a predicted model, not a curated record. The coding region runs from base 57 to 851 and encodes 264 amino acids. The transcript has 5 exons. Gene Ontology annotation, biological process: immune response; antigen processing and presentation. Lineage: Eukaryota; Metazoa; Chordata; Lepidosauria; Squamata; Candoiidae. Gene Ontology annotation, cellular component: membrane; MHC class II protein complex.
CCAGCGCGCCGCUUCCACUUUCUCUCUCGUCUUGUCGCUGCUGGGACCGAGCCGCCAUGACUGGCAAGGGAAACGGAAUGCGGGGCUGCGUGGGGCUGGCGCUGCUGCUGCUCCUGGCCGGGGCUGAGCUUGGGCGAGCCCAGGACCUGGCCCCUGGCGAGGAGAUCCUGUCGCAGGUGGCGUUUGUCCAGCGCACCCGCCUGAACAGCAGCAGCAGCUCCGAGUUCAUGUUCGAGUUCGGGGACGACGAGAUCUUCCACGUCGACCUCCAGCAGAGGGAGACCAUCUGGCGCCUGCCCGAGUUCGGGGAGUUCACCAGCUUCCAGGCCGAGGGCGCGCAAGGCAACAUCGCCGUGCUCCGGUCCAACCUGGACAUCCUCAUGAAGCGCUCCAACGAGACCGCCGCCGCCAACGAGCCUCCAAAACUGAUGCUGUACCCGGAGAAGGCGGUGGAACUGGGGGAGCCCAACAUUUUGAUCUGCAUGGCCGACGACUUCUCUCCCCCCGUGCUGGACAUAUCCUGGUUCAGGAACGGCCAGCUGGUGACGGAGCGAGUACAGACCAUGGAUUACUACCCCAAGAAGGACAACGCCUUCCGCAGGUUCUCCUACCUGCCCUUCAUCCCGACCCUGCAGGACGACUAUUCCUGCCAAGUGAAACACUGGGGUCUAAAAGAGCCCCUGGCGAAGAUUUGGAAUGCCAACAUCCCAGAGCCCCUCCCGGAGACGACCGAGAACGUGGUGUGUGCCCUGGGCCUGGCCAUAGCUUUUGCUGGCAUUGUGAGUGGCACCAUCCUGAUGGUGAAGAGCAGGAGGAUGAAUGAGGCCAGCUACCGCCGGGGACACCUGUAAACCGGGGUUGGGGAAGACUUGACUCCUCACCGUGAGCUGCAUUCCCACCUGCGCUGCACGCUUUCCCUCUCGUGCUUUUCUGACACCCGCAAUGACUCCAGAGUAAACCAGGAGGGGUUGCCCAAGCUUCUUCUUGGCGGCGGGGGCAGGGGGAGGCCUUGAGCUUUUCCUGCCUCCCUCCUUGGGACUCCCGGAAGUGCAACAUUCCCAGAGGGUCCUGGGGCCCCUCAUCCUCCAAGUGUGGGUCUGGAGGGAAACGUGGGAGGGGGCUUUGGAGCGGGAGAACUCGGCGCGAGACCAGGGCCGUUUGCUGAAAUGCCCCUGGGAAGGAGAAGCCGGUUUCAAGGGGGCACCUGGUCCACUAGCUGAAAGUGGCACACUCCCUGGUGCCCACUUCCCCCGGGGGUCCUCCCCUCCCCUCCCGACUAGCUCUGCGGCUGUUUGGGACUGUCUGUCCUUGGGAAGGGAGGGCAGGCGACCCCUCAGCGUCUCUCCUCCAUGCCACUCCAUCUUGGUCUCUGUCCGAGAUGUCCCCCCCAGGCAACUCGAUUGCAUCUGCCUUUCUAGCUGCUGCCCCACGCCGCGAGCGCCCGACAUCCUAGCCGCCGCCUGCUUGCUCCUUGCUCGGCUUGCUCUUGUUGAUCCCUCGCUUUGCCUAGAUUCAGGGCUUGGCUCGCCUUCGCUGGAGGCCCGGACAGUGAUUUGCCAAGGCUGCCUGCAGAAUGCAUGAGUUUCUUUUCACGAGGGCCUCCCUCCUACAACCCUCCUCAAACUCUGAACUGCAAGAUCGGCCCCGGUCCUUGGAAAACACCUCGCUUCUCCCCAUCCCUUGAUCUCUGCACUGCUGGAGAACCGGAACGCCCCCAGGCUUUCUUGUGCCCUUCUUUCUAAUAAAAAUACUGCUCAACUGGA